GCCAUGUGCUCCUGCGCUCCCUCGUCCGACAUGUCGGGCACCGUGCGCGAGCUGCCGGCCACCGCCAACACGACGGGCCCCGGCUACGCCGUCGCCGGCAGCGAGGAGCUCAAGUACAGCUACUCAUUCGUCGACAGCGUCUUCGACACUAAGAAGGAGGACCUCUCGGCCUACUACACCAAGUGGGGCCGCGUUCUGAUUCUGCUCGACACCAACGUGGAAGCGCUGUACGGCAGCACGAUCCGCCAGUACUUCGACCACUACUCCAUCAAGCCCACGCUGCACGUCUUCAAGGGCGGCGAGCUCAACAAGACGAUGGACACGAUGCUGCAGUUCUGCUCGGCGAUGGACGACUUUGGCCUCAUCCGCAAGGAGCCCGUGCUCGUCGUCGGCGGCGGCCUCGCGUCCGACGUCGCCGGCUACGCGUGCGCCAGCUACCGCCGCUCGACGAACUACAUCCGCGUGAGCACGACGCUCAUCGGCCUCAUCGACGCCUCCAUCUCCAUCAAGGUCGGCCUCAACUACGGCAAGCUGAAGAACCGCCUCGGUGCAUACCACGCCCCCAUGCACACCUUCCUGGACUUCGACUUCCUCAAGACGUUGCCGAUCGGACAAUGCCGCAACGGAUUCGCGGAGAUCAUGAAGAUCUCGCACGCGGCCGAGAAGCAGACGUGGGACCUGCUCGUCAAGUACGGCCCGCAGCUCGUGGAGUCGGGCUUCGGUCGCAAGGAGAACGGCAGCGCCGAGCUCAAGGAGGCCGCCGACACGAUCUGCCGCCGCGCCAUCUUCAAGAUGCUGGAGCUGGAGUCGGGCAACCUGCACGAGAUCGGGCUGGAUCGUGUUAUCGCAUCCGGACACGGGAUUAGCCCCACGCUGGAGCUCGCGCCCUUCCCGCCGCUGCGCCACGGCCACGCCAUCACCGUCGACAUGAGCUUCACCAUCAUCCUCUCGCACGCGCGCGGCCUCCUCUCCGACGCCGAGCGCGACGAGUGGUUCACGCUUGCCCACGGCGUCGGCCUCACCAUCGACCACCCGGCGCUCGACAACGCGCUGCUGCACGAGAGUGUCAAGGCCAUCGAGAAGACGCGCGACGGCAAGCAGCGCUUCGUGCUCGCCGGCCCGUACGGCGAGUGCUGCUUCGCCAACGACAUCUCCAAGGAGGAGUUCGAGGCGACGCUCGCUCAGCUCAAGACCUACGUCAAGGAGCGCUUCCCGGAGUACGCCGGCGAGGGCCAGGACGCGUACGCCGACGCCAGCGACCUCGGCGCCGACCCGGAGGCCAUGAAGCAGGAGAAGGCGCGCAACGGCGAGAAGGCCGCACCCACGAAGAAGGCCGCCGCCAACGGCGUGCUGCCGGCGCUCCAGUCGCAGCAGGCCGUCGCCGCAUGA
Tilletiopsis washingtonensis is the source of this 1389-nucleotide messenger RNA. RefSeq names its product Dehydroquinate synthase-like protein. Gene Ontology annotation, molecular function: 3-dehydroquinate synthase activity. Gene Ontology annotation, biological process: antibiotic biosynthetic process. The record is from RefSeq and is a predicted model, not a curated record. The transcript is spliced from 4 exons. The coding region runs from base 4 to 1389 and encodes 461 amino acids. NCBI's taxonomy places the organism in Eukaryota, Fungi, Basidiomycota, Exobasidiomycetes, Entylomatales.